Messenger RNA from Ooceraea biroi (clonal raider ant), 2568 nucleotides. It is a transcript of the gene Apt1, whose product is annotated as Acyl-protein thioesterase 1. Gene Ontology annotation, cellular component: cytoplasm. Lineage: Eukaryota; Metazoa; Arthropoda; Insecta; Hymenoptera; Formicidae. The record is from RefSeq and is a predicted model, not a curated record. Gene Ontology annotation, molecular function: palmitoyl-(protein) hydrolase activity; carboxylic ester hydrolase activity. Gene Ontology annotation, biological process: protein depalmitoylation.
CCACCGUCCAACCGUCUCUCCCUACUGUCCCGAGAGAACUCGGCAGCAUCGAGAGACCUAGCAGAGGCAGUAGAGCGAGGAGGAAUCACGUCCCUCCCUUCGGCCAUUCUAUAUUUACGAUUUUUACGGAGCGUGCGUUUCUUACACAAUUAUCCUCGAACGAUUGCUCUUCCACAGGCCGUCCGAAAAAGCGACAGGACAUGACGAGCCCGGUCAUAAUCUCAGCCACGGCCAAGCACACGGCGACGUUGAUAUUUUUCCACGGAUUGGGUGACACAGGACAUGGAUGGGCAAGUUCCAUGGCUGCUGUACGAUCCCCUCACAUCAAAGUCAUUUGUCCUACUGCGCCUACAAUGCCGGUGACGCUCAACACAGGGUUCAGAAUGCCUUCCUGGUUCGACUUGCUGUCCUUGGACUCGACUGGCCCCGAGGAUGAGGAGGGUAUACGCAAAGCUGCCGAUAUGGUUCACUCGUUGAUAGCGGAGGAAGUCGCCGCCGGGAUAUCCACGAAACGCAUCGUUCUCGGGGGAUUCAGUCAAGGUGGUGCACUAGCUAUGUUCAGCGCUCUCACAUUCCCAGAGCCUCUAGCCGGUAUCAUAGCCCUGUCCUCGUGGCUUCCUUUACACAAAAAGUUUCCGGCGGAGGCGAUAGGUAACAAGAGCACUCCGCUGUUGCAAGGUCACGGCGACUGCGAUCCCAUGGUGCCAUACAGAUGGGGCCAGAUGACGGCCUCUCUCCUGAAACAGUUUAUGACGCAGACGGAAUUUAAAACCUACAGAGGAAUGAUGCAUACGUCCUGCGAGGAGGAAAUGCGCGACGUCAAGAAGUUCAUCGAGAAGGUUCUCAAGCCGUAAUAGAUCGACUCGAGUACACGUUCAGACUUUAAUGGCUACUCUGAGUAUCUGUAGUACCACAUUACAUUCGAUUCCGAUUACUUUAAGAUUAAUAAUUUAACCGAGUUGCGCGAAUUCGAAUAAAGAAAAACGUCGGUCAACGACGGAUAAAUAUCGUGGAAAAAUUGAGAAAUACACUCAGUGCUGCGUAGAAAGGAGACAUACUUUUUAGAUAAAUAUACUUGUUUAUAUUUAUAGUUUCUCUCUCUCUCUUUCUCUCUUUAUACACACACACAUACGCGUGAUAUGUGUUAUACUUGCGUGUGCGUGCGCGUAUGAUUUGAAUUUAAAUAUUUCAUUAUAUACCAAAGCGUUCGUGUAGCAAUACUACGAGUUAAUCAGGUGGCUCUCGAGAUGUGUCCUUUUAGUAUGCAUCUAUAUAUAUAUUUAUUGGUGCAUUCCUGAUUCUUUCAUACUUGUGACGUAGCAGUUGAGACAAAAGUAUUAUUUAUAUCCACUCGCAUCGAUACAGCGAUACGUAUUAAAGCGUGAUAAACGAUAAGAAUGCUCCAUGUUUUGUUCAAUCUUAUAGUUUUCCGGCUUGUAACAGUACUUUGCAUGUAAUCGCGCUAGAUUUAAGAUUGAGUUACGCCAGUAUUACCGCGAGGAGCUUUUCUCUCAUCGACGAAAUUUGCACUCCUUCGCACAUGCUUCUGUCGUCAUGUCUGAUGAAUUAUGUAUCUGAUUUGAACGCGAACAAAAUAUACGUCCACGAGAUACUUUAGUGAUUCGCGCGAUUUCGUGAGCAGCUCGCCAUGUUUUAGCAUUUAAAUAUCCGUUAUAUGCGAAUUUAAUCCUGCGACAUGAUGCAAAGAAACACUGCUGCUGCUGCUGCUGCUGCUGUCGCCGCCGCCGCCGCCGCUGCUGCUGCCUGCUGUUACUACAAUUAUUACUAGUAUUACUACCUACCACUACUAAUACACUACUUAUACUACUAUUACUAACAAAUAAUUUUUGUAGCGGGUAUUGUCUAGGAGACAAUGACGUGGCUAUGUAAUCUGUGAUUACGCAUCGUCGAAACUCGUCAUAUUGCCAUUUGUAAUCCAGCGUAAUGUAAAUCCAGGAUUUCCUAAACUUGCACGUACGCAUAUUAACCGAUUACGAUCAGACGUGGAUGCUCUGAAAGAGUUUCACAGCUUUCUACUAUUAUUAUUUUCGAGGAAUACGUUUGCCCGAUCUUCAUAUCUGCUUUGAUAUUUCUGGUUAUUUCGAAGCGAUAAGAAAAUACGCAAGUCACUCAGAAAAUAAAUGACAAGCCGGUCGUUAUGAUAAAGAAAUAAGGAAUAAGGCGAUAAGGAAAUGCACAAGUCAUUCAGAAAAUAAAUGACAAACCGGUCGUUAUGAAUUUCGAGUUUGGGAAAUCCUAUGACGUUCAUUAUGAUACAGAAACUAUGUAGGCACGAUAUUAGAAUAUUAAAGAAGUGUAUAAAAUUACAUUAAUGUAUAUAGGACAAGUGACACGACGCUCGGUUGAUUUGAUUAUCGGUACCAGCGUGCUCCGCAGCACGAACAAUUACAUAGUAGACGAGAGAGUAAACGAAGAACAAUAAGCUCCAGAUAUUUUUCACGGAUUUUUCUCGACGCGAGUACACAUUGCUACUAGUGAAAAAAAGGGAUAUUAGUAUGUAAGUUAUGUAAUGUUUCAUCCAUAUGAAUAAAACGUACAAGUACAAAG